Lonchura striata (white-rumped munia) is the source of this 3488-nucleotide messenger RNA. It is a transcript of the gene RNF169, whose product is annotated as ring finger protein 169. Gene Ontology annotation, cellular component: site of double-strand break; nucleus. Gene Ontology annotation, molecular function: ubiquitin-protein transferase activity; nucleosome binding. Gene Ontology annotation, biological process: double-strand break repair. The record is from RefSeq and is a predicted model, not a curated record. Lineage: Eukaryota; Metazoa; Chordata; Aves; Passeriformes; Estrildidae.
AUGGCGGCAGCGGGUGCCGGCGGCCGGGCCGCGGUGCGGGGGCGGCGGCGGCGGGGCCGGUCCGCGGCCGAGGAGGAGCAGGACGCGGUGGUGCUGUCGGUGGCCGAGUGCCCGGUGUGCCGGCAGGCGCUGGUGGAGGCGGUGACACCGCCCUGCCGCCACUCUCUCUGCCUCGCCUGCUUCCAGCGCUGCCUGCAGGGCCCGGGCCUCUGCUGCCCGCUGUGCCGCAGCCGCCUCUCUACACGGGCCCGGCGGCAGCAGGCCGAGCUCGCAGCCACCACGGCCGCCGGAGCAGCAGGCGGGGAGCGGCGGCUGCCGGACCAAGACUUUAUAUUCAGAGCACCCAUUAAAUUAAGCAAAGCAGGAGAACUCCGAGAAGAGUAUGAAAGCCAGCUAAGGAAGCUGAGAGAAGAGAAACUACAAGAAGAAAAGACAUCUGAGGAUCUUGUUCACAAGUUCAUCCUAGAUGACAUGGAUGUAGGGAAAAGAAAAAUGGAGGAACAGCUGAAAAAAGAUGAAUCUGUAGUGCUGAAAGGGAAUCAAGACUGUUUUCCUGAACGUCUCUCGGAUUCCGAGAAUGAAGAACCAUUCCAGGGCAAGCAAACACAUCGGUCAGCUUUUGUUUCCAAGACCAGUGCUUACUCCUUUGCUUUCCUUUCAGGGAAUUUAACCUCCAAGGUGAAGAGGAGUCAGAGCUGCAAUGACACCAUUCAGGAGAGAUCCAAAAGCAGGCAGAGAUCAGCCCCAGCCAGCAAAACAAAGGUGCUGCCCGGAGAGGGCGCAUCAACACCGCUGCUCGGGGUGCUGUCGUGCGCACAGAACAACCGCUGCCUGUCUGCCCCGGACCUGACGGCCGACAAGCGCCUGCUCCUCAGCGCCGUGUCCUCCCUGUCAGCCCUGCACAGGCCAGAGCGCUCCAUCAGCCCCGAGAGCAACGACAGCAUCUCAGAAGAGCUCAACCAUUUCAAGCCGAUCGUCUGCUCCCCAUGCACCCCGCCAAAGAGGCUUCCCGACGGCAGAGUACUGAGCCCGCUCAUCAUCAAAUCCACCCCCAGAAACCUGAACCGGAGCCUGCAGAAGCCAACCACCUACGAGGCCAGUCCUAGAAUACUGAAAAAAUGGGAGCAGAUAUUUCAGGAGCGUCAGAUCAAAAAGACUCUCUCUAAAGCAACCCUUACAUCCUUGGCUUCGGAGCAUGAGGAAGACGUGGUUCCUGACAUCACCAACUCCAGCAGUUGCACUAAAGAGCAGCCACAAGCGCAGGUGGAUCACCUUCCACCUGACACAACAGGAGAGCCUUGCCCUGAGCUGGAUUUCUUCCCGUCAGUCAGUGAAAUGAAGCUGGGAAGGGGGAGUGAGAAGAACAGGGGUUCACAGGCCUUAACCACUGAUGACGGUGCUGCUGAACUAGAUGUGAGAUCAAGUGUAACCUCCCUAAACACACGAGUGGCUGAAGUCCCUGACAUAAAAGUGAAUGCAUUUGUGGACAAAUCCUGUCUUUGUCUGGGCCCGAAAGCGCUGAGCAGGAGACUCAUGGGCAUCAGCGCAUCGCUGCCUGACAACAGCACACUUGCAGUCCCCAUCAAGCCACCGGGGAAAAAGCAUCUGAAAUACCUGAACAACAGUGAGCUGAUCAAUGUAGAGAACAGCACCUGCAACUCUGUGGAGAACAUCAUCGGGGAACAGCCGCCGCUACUGCGGCGGGGCCGGAAGAGACGCUGCAAAACAAAGCACUUGGAGCACAAUGGCUCUGUCAAAAGACUGAGGCACGUGGCAGGGGAGGUGGGCCUGCCUCCGGAGGUUCGGGAUGUGGAGCAGAAGCUCCAGCAAGAGGAGGAGGACAAGAGGUUGGCCCUGCACCUGCAGCGGAUUUUCGACAGUGAGAACAGGACUGUGGAUAGGCGGAAAAUCCGUCUGGAUCGGUAUCUCCUGCGGUCCAAGAGCACUCUGGGUGCCAAGUAGCACUACUGGACGAUGUUGCCUUUCUACAGGAUGAUGAGAUUUAUCAGAUUAUCUUAUACAAAAACUAUUUUUUGCCCUACUUCACCCACAUAAUUGUAUUUUGUUUUGGUGGUAAGGCAUUUCUAGGUCCAGUUCAGAGAGAAGCCAGCGUCCUUUCAUAUUUAAAAAAAAAAGAGAGAAUGAGAAAAAAAAAUCCUCUUCUCUGGUCCGUUGGUCUGAAGGAAUUGUCUUUUGUCCCUGUGAAUACACUGCAAGACCUCCACAGACAGUCGGGCACACCUGGGAUCCCCAGCUAGGAGGGUUGUGAAUGUGGGGUAUGAGGGCCAUCCCUUGCCAGGAGAAAUCUGAGCUUUGCUCAUAAAAAUUGUCUGAGAGUCUUCUUCUCUCUGCCUGCUCCAUUUUCUCCCUCAGGCUACAUCUGGUUGUGGGGUCAGCCUCUUAUCCGUGCUCUGUAUUUCUCCUGGGGAGUCCUAAACAGAGCUCUCCGAUAGUAUUUCCAAAUGAAUGUAUCUCACUGUCUGCAGCAGCAGGACAGAUCAUUCAUCACUUUCUUGAAGCAGAAAGCCAAGUGCAGUGAAAAGAAAGACCUAAAAUAAGGCUUUUACUGAAAAACCUGAUAGGGGUUUGUAAUUUCAUGUUUGUGACAGGGGAGAGAGCUCAGGUGGAGCAGCUAGGGCCACACACUGUGAACACUGGGACCCAGGGAGCUUUUCUCCCAGGUUUCCUGUUCAUCCCUAUAGUAUUGAAGAAAGGGAAACAGUGUCCAGGGAGUUUUUGGAAGGACAUCUUCCCAGCUGCCAUGUCCUUUGCUCAGUUGAGAACUGUCUCAGCACAACUAAGGCCUGUCCUUGCACGUCCCAGAGGAACAUCCCGAGAGAUCUAGCACAUUGCUCUGCUCUCCAGGCAGCCAAAGGGACAGGAGACCAGCUGUCCCAAAGGCUGCCCUGCUCCAGCUUCCUGGCUUCAGGCUCAAACCACUAAGAAAGCUCAGGUGAGUGAUGCACUAAAAACUUCCAGGCAUGAAGCUGCCUGGAGCAGAGAUGGCUCAGAGCCUGGGCUUGGUGGAGCUGUGUUCUGUGCCCAGAUGUGGCAGGCCACCCUCUUGAGUGUCUCUAACCCUCUUCCAUGGAUUAAUUUAAUGGAUUGUUUCCAUGAAAAAGUACCCUUCCCACUCAGUCUUUGGCAGCUGCCUUGCAGGGUAUUCACAGGGACUCUCAAGGCCCAUGGGGACCUUUGUCUGGGGUUGUGGCAUUACUGGUCCUGCCCCUCUGUGUGCCAGGUGGCAGGGGUGUUCUUGGGAUGAGCACAGUGCAGGGGCAAACUUCCCUAUGGAUCCUGUGCAGGGAGGGCAGCCAGUGCACAUAAAUAGACAGAUCUAAUCUAAGACAACUGCAUUGUCCAAUUUCCUCUAUCUAAAAAUGGUUGAAUUUUCUCCCUUCAUCUUAAACAAUCAAAAAGAAAACAGGAACUGGUUUUAUUUUUCACUGUAAGGACCCUGGCAGGAUUCUUUUCCCCUAAUUGAACUG